UGUGAGCAGCAGCUGGACUAUGAUAGUAGAGUUGUCCAGAGGAGGCUCUAUGAGGAAGCUCUGCUGAAGAUCACUCUGCCCGCUCUCAGCAGCAAAAUGGACAGCAAGUGGAAGAAUGAGCUGCAGCAGUUUGAGCAGUACAUUUUCUCAGACUACAGCAGUUUCAUCCUGGUUCGUAACAUCUAUGAUGAUGUACUGCAAAGCAUCCUCAGCAAGGAGAUAGAGACAGCGGUCCAGGAUGCAGCCAGUAAGAAGAGCAACAAUCUCUUAUUGGACACCUCAGACCUGGCCAUUAGUCAGUACAGUCUGCUGGGCCUGACACCACCUCGCUCUGCGCCAGACAGUCCAGCCACUUCUGCUCGAGACUCCUCAGCAGCGGCCGCUGAAGAUCCAGAACCUGCUCCUGUGGUGGAGGAAGGAGGUCAGAAAGUCCCUAAGAAUGAGCCAGAUCUUAACACUGAUGCCAAACCUGACCCUGGUGUGACUCAAAGCCGUGACCAGAGCACAGUGUCUCCGUCUCCUGUGAUUGUUGUGACCCAACAGUUCGAUGAAUCUGCAGCUGAGGAGGCUUCUUGCAUCGAGGAAACCAGAGAAGAAUUCCAGCUUGCUACUUCCGCACCUUCUAAGAUGGAGUCAGCUACAGCUGAGCCUUCCAGCACAGCCCCAACUGACUCUGAUGCAGCUGAAGUUGGUACACCAACCUCAGAUUCCACCAAUCCCAUCACAGACUCCCCCGAUCUUCUAAUGUCCAGUCUAUCCUCGCCACAGUCCACAGAUGCUCCAGCUGCAUGUGCUCAAAGUGAUCCACCUGCAACGCCAGAAAGUUCUGCAACACCUGACCUCUCAACCUCAGUUACAGUGACAGAAGACACCUCGGACCAGCAUCCCUGCCCCUCAUCGUCACCCCCACCUUGUACAGAUACUUCAGUUAAAAUCAGGCUUGGGUCACUAUGCGAGGCCAUUGGUUGCGACUCUGUGGCACCUUCUGUAAUGCAGACGAUGGAACGGCAAACCACUGACAGAGCUGUCUACUUGACAGGACAAAUAAAGGACAACUGGGAGGUGGAGAGGGUCAAAGAAGAGAAACAGUUAGAGGCAGCAGAAGAGGUGGAG
Molecule: messenger RNA, 1113 nt
Organism: Plectropomus leopardus (leopard coralgrouper)
Lineage: Eukaryota; Metazoa; Chordata; Actinopteri; Perciformes; Serranidae
Source: RefSeq, a predicted model, not a curated record